Rotaria sordida is the source of this 510-nucleotide messenger RNA. Lineage: Eukaryota; Metazoa; Rotifera; Eurotatoria; Philodinida; Philodinidae. The record is from the annotation of a GenBank genome assembly.
AUGAUGAAUACGAGAAAAGUGGCUCCUACUGAUUAUUACGAACGUCAUACGAUGCCUCGAAAAAUCAUCGAAAAGCGACCAGCACGACCAAAAACAAUAUCCUCCAAAGGUUUCGGUAUUAAUAUGUAUACAGCUGGCGAAUUUGCAUCGACUAGAAGCUCAACAUCUGAUUAUGAUGAAUAUGAGUCCAAUAAUCGAAGAAGAGGCGCUGCAGGCUCACUAACAUGUUGCUGCCUAUGUUGUAUGAUAAGCGCAAUCGUAUUAUUAGCAGCUGGUCUCAUCGUUGCCCUUGUAUUUCUAUUUAUGUUAAUGCAUGCUCAAACGAACAAUUCAAGUGCAGUGACAUCGACGGCUAACACAACUACUGGAUCAGCAACAACAACUGUUAAUGCGAAUACUACAUCAGCACCAACAACUGUUAGUGCGGCUACUACAUCAGUAUCAACAACUGUUAGUGCAGCUACUACAUCAGCAUCAACAACCGUUAGUACGACUAAUGCAGGUGAGUGA